Messenger RNA from Eruca vesicaria subsp. sativa (arugula), 1989 nucleotides. The record is from the annotation of a GenBank genome assembly. NCBI's taxonomy places the organism in Eukaryota, Viridiplantae, Streptophyta, Magnoliopsida, Brassicales, Brassicaceae.
AAAAAAAAGCCUAUUAUUUCUUGCUACAAACACAACCAAACAAAAUAUUUUAAAACCUUCCAAUGGCCUCACUUCAACUUUCUUCUCAUUUUCUGGGCACAAACACUCAAAAACACAACUCCAUGUCCAUCUCUCGUACUUACUUUCCAACCCCAUUCACCAGAUCAUUCCCCCGCAAGAAGUUUAUGUCGUGUUCCAUGUCUAUGAACGGGUGCGAGAGUGAUUUCAACACUCCACUAGGUACAGUGGUGACUAGGACUAUGGAGACAGUUCUAUCUCCGACAGCCGCAACUGAAAGGCUAAUCUCCGCCGUCUCUGAGCUAAAAUCUCAACCUCCACCGUUUUCCUCCGGUGUUGUUCGGAUACAGGUACCAAUUAACCAGCAAGUCGGAGCAAUCGAUUGGCUUCAAGCUCAGAACGAGACUCAUCCUCGCUGCUUCUUCUCUCGCCGCAGCGACGUUGGUCGUCCCGAUCUUCUCCUCGACUUAGCAAACGACAACAUUAACGAGAGAGGCUCAUCAGAUCGUGAUCUGGUCAGCGUCGCCGGUAUCGGAUCUGCAGUGUUCUUCCGUGACCUAGAUCCCUUCUCUCACGACGAUUGGAGAUCCAUCCGAAGGUUCCUCUCGUCCAAUUCGCCUCUAAUUCGCGCCUAUGGUGGCAUGCGGUUUGAUCCUAACGGCAAAAUCUCUGUGGAGUGGGAACCCUUUGGCGCCUUUUACUUUACUGUGCCUCAGGUUGAGUUUAAUGAGUUUGGGGGAAGUUCAAUGUUGGCUGCAACUCUUGCUUGGGAUGAUGAACUGUGUUGGACGUUGGAGGAUGCUAUUGAAGCACUUGAGGAGACUAUGCUUCAGGUUUCUUCUGUUGUGGUGAGGUUACGGAGAGAGACUCUAGGAGUAUCUGUUCUUAGUAAGAAUCAUGUUCCUAGUAAAGGAGCGUAUUACCCUGCUGUUGAGAAGGCUUUGGAGAUUAUUAAGCAGAAGAGUUCAUCGCUUAGUAAGGUUGUGCUUGCUCGCAACAGUAGGAUUAUAACGGAUACGGACAUUGAUCCUAUUGCUUGGCUUGCACAGUUACAGAGUGAAGGUCAUGAUGCUUAUCAAUUCUGUUUGCAACCACCUGGUGCACCAGCUUUUAUCGGCAACACGCCCGAGAGACUUUUCCAGAGGAAUCAAUUAGGUGUCUGCAGUGAAGCUCUGGCUGCAACUAGGCCUCGAUCUGCUUCUACGGCUCGUGAUAUGGAAAUAGAGCGUGACUUACUAACCAGCCCUAAAGACGACCUCGAGUUCUCUAUUGUACGAGAGAAUAUAAGAGAAAAGUUAAACUCUAUAUGUGACAAGGUGGUUGUUAAGCCCCAAAAAACCGUGAGGAAGCUUGCAAGAGUACAGCACCUAUAUUCUCAAUUAGCGGGGAAGCUUAGAAGAGAAGAUGACGAGUUUGAAAUAUUGGCUGCUCUGCAUCCAACUCCAGCUGUCUGUGGGCUUCCAGCAGAAGAAGCCAGGCUUUUGAUUAAGGAAAUAGAAUCAUUCGAUAGAGGAAUGUAUGCUGGACCUAUUGGUUUCUUUGGUGGCAAAGAGAGUGAGUUUGCGGUUGGGAUCAGAUCAGCUCUAGUGGAAAAGGGUUUAGGGGCAUUGAUAUAUGCGGGAACAGGGAUAGUAGCAGGAAGCAACCCAACCUCUGAGUGGAAUGAACUUGAUCUGAAGAUAUCUCAGUUCACCAAGUCAAUUGAGUAUGAGGCAACAACAAAAACAACUCUGCAGACAAUUAAUUGAAGAAGAGAAACAACAUUUGUUUUUUUCUUUUCUGAGUCGUAUGUGUGGAAUAGGUUUACAAUAGAAAAUCAGUGUGUUUUGUUGAUCUUGUAAAUAGAAAGAAUGAUACUGAAUAGUUAUAGGCUUUUCUUUGAUUGUUAAUGGCCUGCUGGCCUAAUCUCUAUAAUAUUAUUUGAGAAGUCACUUUCUUAUGUGUCGCGUUCACGUUAGCUUUCACGAUGGU